Molecule: messenger RNA, 195 nt
Organism: Paramecium pentaurelia
Lineage: Eukaryota; Ciliophora; Oligohymenophorea; Peniculida; Parameciidae
Source: the annotation of a GenBank genome assembly
AUGGUUUGCAUUCCUUGUUUGCUCUUACCAUUAGCAGGAAUAUUAGUUAUGCUAUUCGAUUUUAUUAAACCUUAUCUAAUAAAAAUUGGAUUGAUUAAGGCUUCACCUAAAAAAGAUGAUAAAAAUAAUAUUUAAGAAAAUGGAACAAAACUUUCAGACACGUCAACAGAAAAAUAAAAAAUUAAAUAAUCAUGA